Molecule: messenger RNA, 5276 nt
Organism: Cygnus olor (mute swan)
Lineage: Eukaryota; Metazoa; Chordata; Aves; Anseriformes; Anatidae
Gene: HTR7
Product: 5-hydroxytryptamine receptor 7
Exons: 3
Coding region: 43-1353 (436 amino acids)
Biological process (GO): vasoconstriction; chemical synaptic transmission; G protein-coupled receptor signaling pathway, coupled to cyclic nucleotide second messenger
Cellular component (GO): membrane; dendrite
Molecular function (GO): G protein-coupled serotonin receptor activity; neurotransmitter receptor activity
Source: RefSeq, a predicted model, not a curated record
GGUGGGGUGGGCUGGGGGGCUCCAUGGGCAGCUCCCGCCGCCAUGGUCAUCGCCCUCGGCAGCGGCCGCCUCUCCGGUGAGCUCCGGCCCCUCGGCGGCGAGGAGCCGCGGGCGCUGGGCGGCGGUAGGAUGAUCGCCGGCUCCUGGCCGCCCCGCAGCCUGGCCAAGCUGGGCCCGGCGGGCGCCCCGUCGGAGCUGCCCCCCACCGGCCCCGCGGCCGCCAACGACUCGCAGUGCGGGGAGCAGAUCCUGAGCUACGGCAACGUGGAGAAGGUCGUCAUCGGGGCCGUCCUCUCCCUCAUCACCCUGCUGACCGUCGCCGGCAACUGCCUGGUGGUCAUCUCCGUCUGCUUCGUGAAGAAGCUGCGGCAGCCCUCCAACUAUCUCAUCGUCUCGCUGGCCCUGGCCGACCUCUCGGUGGCCCUGGCCGUCAUGCCCUUCGUCAGCGUGACCGACCUCAUCGGCGGCGAGUGGAUCUUCGGGCGCCUCUUCUGCAACGUCUUCAUCGCCAUGGACGUCAUGUGCUGCACGGCCUCCAUCAUGACCCUCUGCGUGAUCAGCAUCGACAGGUACCUGGGAAUAACAAGACCUCUCACGUAUCCUGUAAGGCAGAACGGGAAGUGUAUGGCCAAAAUGAUCCUGUGUGUAUGGCUCUUAUCUGCCUCUAUCACCAUACCCCCGCUCUUUGGUUGGGCCAAAAAUGUAAACGAUGAAAAGGUUUGUUUGAUCAGUCAAGACUUUGGCUACACAAUUUACUCCACAGCAGUUGCGUUUUAUAUCCCAAUGUCAGUGAUGCUUUUCAUGUACUAUCAGAUUUACAAAGCUGCUAAGAGGAGUGCUGCCAAACACAAGUUUGCUGGUUUUCCCCGGCCAGAAGAAAUGGAAGGGAUUUCUGUGAAUGGAGCUGUAAAACUGCACAAGGAAUCCGAAGAAUGUACUAACUUUUCACGACUCCUGAAGAACGACAAGAAAAACAUUUCCAUCUUUAAGAGAGAACAGAAAGCUGCCACUACACUUGGAAUUAUUGUUGGGGCUUUCACCGUGUGCUGGCUGCCGUUUUUUCUCCUCUCAACUGCCAGGCCCUUUAUCUGCGGUACAGCGUGCAGCUGUAUCCCACUGUGGGUUGAGAGAACAUUUCUAUGGUUGGGUUAUGCAAACUCCCUCAUUAACCCUUUUAUAUAUGCCUUCUUCAAUCGGGACCUGAGGACAACUUACCGCAACCUCCUGCAAUGCAGAUAUAGAAAUAUCAACCGGAAACUAUCGGCUGCAGGGAUGCAUGAGGCUCUGAAGCUUGCAGAAAAACCAGAAUUUGUUCUGAGAAGUUCUGAUUUCUCCAGGGAAAAAGAGUCCUGACUCAUGACCUGCAUGAAAGCAGCCAGAAAAAAAGCCAAGCCAGAACUGGAAGAAGGAAAAUGAAAAGUUGGCUUCUGAAGAAAUGGAUAGAUUUAUGAAACGUACUUCAUCUUCUUUUGAUAGGAAUGCACUAAAAUACUCGAUGAGCUCAAUACAUUACAUUAAAUACAUUUCUAUUGGAAGUAGUCACAUCUUGUUUGUUAUGGAGAAAAGUGCUGCUAUAUAAAAGUGAAAAUAGUUUUCUGCCUGAGAAAGCCAAAUCAUUUCAGCAAUAAAAGUUUGGCACAUGGGGUGGGAAAGAAAUGCAACUAAAAUUCAAAGACAAAGUGCUGGGCAGAUUUCCACUGCGUUAAAUGAUGUAGGAAAGAUUCAUUUAUGUUUACCAUGCUUGUUGAUCCUAACUUCGGUUUUAAUAUUCAGGAUCACCAGUGAUAUCGAAUGUAUUUUGUUUUACUACAAAAAGGUAUUUUCAAGCACAUGUUAGGUCUGUGGAUGCUUUUAAGGCCUGUGUUAAAGAGAUUCUCUGCACCUGGAACAGGAUCCACAAAGGCAACAAUAAAGGACUGAUUUUGUAAAAGUGUUCCAUCGUAAUACAUGAAUGCCUGUUUACUUGGUAAGGUGAGCAUGGCUUGUUGGUCUAGUUCCUAUCUGCUAAGGAGAAAAGCUGCCUUCAGUUACACAGUGGCAAAGGUUAAAGGACAGAAUUAGAACACACACAUUACACCAUGGUUAAUUUACAAAUGGGGUUGCUUUGUUUUAAUGUAAUUUUUGUGAUCUGCCAAAUUAUAGAAUAAAAGCAUAAUUGUUAUAGUUAUUUCAAUUAUAAAAAAAAGUCUGGAGAAUUUCCAUAGCAUUUUGCUUUUUGUCUUGCUGGCUAGCUAGAUGAGACAAUUAAGAAGCCUGUUACUUUUUUCUUUUUUUUCUUUUUUAAACAUGUCUCUUUAAAUAUUCAUUCUGGAAUCCAGGGUCCCAGAUAGAUGAUAUAAGCGACAUUUUCUCUAUUGCUACAAAAUGAACAGUCAAUGCAUCUGCCUCUAUCCAAGCACAGAACAUGGAGCAACAGAACAAAAUGAGUUUACAUCUCUGUGUAUGUUUAUUUUACAGCUAAAAUAAAACCCUCUGAAUUGACAAAAAUAAUAGGCAAUUGUUAAUGAACAUCUGUCCCAUGGAAAACUGAUUCAACGAAUCCUUAAAUAUAACUUUUUUUUUUUUUUUGAGCUUCUCAUAUUCAUUUUCCCUCAGAAUUUCUAAAUUACGUGGGGUUACAUAAUUCACUGUACAGUGGGACACAUCGUUCCUAAAGGCUCUCUUCUUUAAAGUUACAUCUGUAUGAGCACUCAGCUUAAUUCCAUAGCUGUAUUAUUUCUGGCAAUUUAAUCUUUUACUUGCAGUUCAACCAAAACAGCUCCGGUAAGUCAUCCACUGACUUACCCCAUCCCUGGAGGUGUUCAAGACCAGGUUGGACGAGGCCCUGAACAACCUGAUCUAAUGGGUGGCAUCCCUGCACACGGCAAAGGAGUUGGAACUAGGUGAUCUUUAAGGUCCCUUCCAACCCAAGCCGUUCUAUACUUCUAAGGCCAUACAUGCCAUUACAGCUUUGGUUUUUGUUCUUUACAUUAAUAUACAAGUUCAUAAUAGUUAUCUGGAUAAGAAGAAACUGUGAAAACCAGCAAAUGUCAGUUCAUUACUUCUGAGUAAGAGCUAAAUAUGGAAAGCAAUUCAUUCAGUAUUAAGCCUAUGUAAAACCUGGGACAGAGAGCUCACUAUGCUGACACCCCAAACCAGUUCUUGUAAUUACACAAGAGCAUACCAGAGUAGCAUAGUUUCAGUACUAGGUCAGCAAGACUAUUUUCAUUACUUCAUCGAUAAAACUAACCACUGUGAACUCUGCAUUUGAAAUGAGUCUUAUAAUUUAUUUCCUAAAGGGAAUGAAAAAGCAAUGUUUUUUACUUCGUUAGCCCAAGGUAUUUAGCAGAAAAUGGGACAGUUAUUGUCAACGACUAAUGGACCAGUUCUGAUUGAAUUACUUGAGAAUAUAUUCAAAGAAACCAAGCUGAAGUCAGAGUUACACUGGCUAAAAAAAAUAUUGUAACUGGACUUAAUGGGAUAGGGAGAAGGUAGAUCCUUAAGUAGGACAAUAAAAAAAGUCUGUAAAUACAUACAUAUAACAACACACAUCCAUCCCUUGUAUUUUAGAAUCAUACUGCCUCUUGAAAAGAAGAAAGUAAAUAUAUUAUCAUCUAAGAAGCAUCUGUAUCUUUUAAUAUCUAUUAAAUUCCCAGAAUCAUUAAAAAAAGAUGAGAAUAUCUUAGAAUAAGUUGUGGUAUUAUGGACCUAUAAAGUUAUGGUCUGAUUUUUUAUUUAUUUUUUUCUCCAUAAAGAAUUUUUCAUCUAAGAGUUUUCAGACAGGUAAUCACAAAAGAACACUACAAAGUGCUGAUACUUUGUCAUACAAGAUGAACCUCAUUUUUUCCUACUGUAACUGUCAGGUCUGUCACCUCUCUCAAACCAACGCACAAACCCACACAGUAACUAGGAGAGUCACUCAAGGAUAAGAAUGUAUUCAAGACUAGCGAGUCAAGUGUGCAAUAUUUUAGAGGGUUAGAAAAGUAGGGCUAAUCAAAAGAAGUCAAGACAUUAGAUUAUCUAUAGGGAUAAUGAGUUUAGCUUUCAACAGUUUCUGUAACCAGUAGUACAAAAGCAGUACAUGCACCUGCCUUACACUGAGAUAAUCCAAGUCUCCAGCUAUAAAUCUAACAGACUGAACAGAGCUGAAAACAAGGCUCAGACUCAGUUCUGGAUCUACAGAAGAUGCUUUUCUAGCUCUGUCACGAAACUUGUCCUGGGAUGUGAUAGUCACAAAGCUGUCUUCUGGUAUUUAUCAAAUUUGUCAAUUUUAACAAAUAAAAUGUGAGCUGGGGCUCACCCCAGCUUUCCAAAUGAGGAAGUAAUUUCUUCAAAGAAAAACAAAAAUUGCAUGGAAGAAUCUUCAAGUCUUAAGAUUAUUUAGACAAAUAAGAAUUUACAAAUUGACAAUGCUAGGAAAAUUAAAAAAAAAAAAACACUUUACCCCUUUUCUAUAUCAAUACUGUAUUUUUCUAGCUUCAGCUCUAGAUACCUUUUAAAUCUAAUAUAUGAGGUUUCUGUAGCACAUCAUCACUAAGUGAAAGAAUCAGGUUAUAGCAGUUAGAGUUCUUUUCUUUUCUUUCAAGAUGCAACUGUCCUCACAAAAAGGAGGAAUACACUCAGCUGUAUGCAUUAUGCUCAGAGAAAACAUGAUAAUAUGACUGUUUCCUACUGGGCCAGAAAUAUUACAUCAUUAGUACGUACAGGGGAAAUGUAUAGAUAGGGAAAAGUACAGACUAAUUAGUUUUAAAGAGCAUGGGAAUAUAACCAUUGUAAUCUAACCCCAGAGAAUCUUUUAGGCCUCAUUACUGUUUAUAUUCUCUUGCCUCUCAGAUAAGGUAAGUCUCCUGAGCAGCUAGUCCUCCAAUAUCCAUUUCUUGUUAAUCUAUUUGUUCCUUCCUAUAACACUCUCUUUCUUCUCUGAAGUAGUUAUCAGCACUGUUACCAUACUUGAAUAUUUUUGAGAGGUUAUCACUAUCCCAGAUUAAGCCAGGACUGACUGCCUCUAAUUCUCAGCAGUAUCUGCUUAACAAGAGGCAGCUAGUUAGGUUUUUCAUUGUUUCAGCACAAAGACCUACAGCUGCCUGAAUGCACCAAGUAGUCCCAGUUGUCAUGGCUAUAUGUCUACAUAGGCCAAUGGUUGCUCUGGAAAAUUCUGACCAAAAAGAACAUAAGCAAAAUUUAAGAGGAGUGAAGCAGGUAGACAAAGUCUCCUAACUAGCAGUUAAACUCCCUUAAACUCCUCAAAGUUAUUUUAUUAUUAUUUUUAUUUUAACUCUGCAUGUCCUCAAAAUCUG